CGCAUCACUCUGGAGGGUGGCGCGGAGCCCCCAUGGCUGCAGGGCCCCCUUAAAGCGGCAUUUUUGGGGGCCUCUGGCGUCGGCAAAACCAGCAUAUUACAGCAAUUCUUCUACCACGACUUUCCGAAGACACAUCAGACGACUACGCGCAGAAAGAUCUACAAGAGCUGUCUGGUGUGCGACACUUGCAUACGCGAGCUGAUGGUACUCGACGUUCCACCCCAGAAACGUUUCCCGGCCGAUAACUUUGCCGAAUGGAAUAAUGGACAUCCGCUGGGGUUGCGAACCGUACACGCAUAUGUUUUGGUAUUCGACAUGGGCAAUUUGGAAACAUUUCAGUACUGCCGCGCAAUGAGAGAGCAAAUAUUGGAUAGUUUUAGUCAUCGAGAUUUUAGUAUAAUUGUAAUUGGUAAUAAAUACGACACGGUCACCGAGCUGCAGGCUACUUCACAGGAGCUGAAGGAUAUCUCAACACUGGUGCGCAAACAUUGGCGUUGUGGCUACGUGGAAUGCUCUGCCAAAUAUAAUUACAAAAUUGGCGACGUAUUCCGAGAACUGAUGGGCUGUACCAGCUCCGGUGCCAUUGUCAGCGAAUUCACACAAUCAACUAGGAAUAAAGGACGUUGCACAAUACUUUAGCGUUAUCUGCUCAAACUCUUCAAAGAAGGCAUAUGAGUCGCGGUCAAGGGGUCCAAGCUACAGCUGUAUACUUUCGAGCCCAUCGCUAAAUUUCCCACGAACAAAACGAAAGACUAACCAAAUGCCGCCAAUUUAGGUAGAUAUACUCACUUAGGUAUGCACCAUAUGAAGGGGUGAAGUCACAAAUUCACCUGUAAAAAUCAAAUUGUUGCAGCUGUUAGCUCCCUUAAGAGCGAAUUAAUGCUAGUUUAUGUGGAUUAAAAUACGCAAAUAGCCAAACAAUUUAGAACAUGUAAUUUGUAAGUACUACGUAUGUACAUAUAUGUAGUGAAUUAAGGCAAUGCUAAAGUAGAUACACUUCUAGAGAAAAAAAUCGGGAAAACAAUAAUAAAUUUAGCUUGGUAUAGAAAUUGUUAUGCAAAGGCAAGUAAUUUGAGAUUUGAACUAACUAUAAAUGAAUAUAAGGUAUUAGUAUACCCGUUUUAUUUCUCAUUAUCAGUAUAAUAAACCGAGAAUAGAGUCUAAAUUAGAAGCUAUACGAAUGUUCCCUUUUCAAUUUGAUUUCACUUAAAAUUUUAAUUAAAUUUAAAUUACUUGCCUUAACGGUACCCAUAAUAAAUUAAGAUAUUUAAUUUAUUUUCUGAUUUAAUGUCAUAAAGCCAUUCGCUCUCAACUGUGCUCUCAUGUAAAGUUGAUCACAUCGUGCUGAGCGAAGCAAGGUAAGAGAUGGUGUGAUUAAAUUCGAGUUCUCAAAGAGAACUUAAGUAUUUCUAUAUGUCUACAUCUACAUAUAU
Molecule: messenger RNA, 1433 nt
Organism: Bactrocera tryoni
Lineage: Eukaryota; Metazoa; Arthropoda; Insecta; Diptera; Tephritidae
Product: ras-like protein family member 10B
Exons: 6
Molecular function (GO): GTPase activity; GTP binding
Source: RefSeq, a predicted model, not a curated record